Molecule: messenger RNA, 7694 nt
Organism: Acipenser ruthenus (sterlet)
Lineage: Eukaryota; Metazoa; Chordata; Actinopteri; Acipenseriformes; Acipenseridae
Product: solute carrier family 45 member 3-like
Exons: 5
Coding region: 3666-5282 (538 amino acids)
Biological process (GO): transmembrane transport
Cellular component (GO): membrane
Molecular function (GO): sucrose:proton symporter activity
Source: RefSeq, a predicted model, not a curated record
UGCUGAAGUUAUAUUAUUAAUUAGACUGCAUCUUCGAAUUAUAAGCGUGGACUAGAAAGACCAACAUCAAAUAUGUUUAGUUUACUAAAAUAACUAAAUAGGAGCAAAGAUUCUGAAAGAGAAGAAAAAUGUGUAAGGUUAAACCAGGCUGCACUUAGAUACAGAUGUUUGUGCUCAUUACAUGUCAUGUUUAGACUCCUCAAUUUGACUUCAUUUUGACGCUAUUUGCUUCUAUUAAAGACUAGCAAUUGCCAUUGCAGGCUUUUCUAAUUCGAGAGACACAUUUGGAAACUCUGAUAUUUUGCUCAGGAGCCAUUCAUUGGCUAGCCCUUUACUAAACCACUCCACUGGAGGCUGAGCUUCAAGUCAGAGAAGGAAGUUUGGUGGCAUCGACUUACACCGACAACCGAUUCCCUAGAUUUCCCGGGACAUCUUUAUUGACAGAAGUCUCUCCUUGAUGAAGCGAGAAUGUUCCUAGAAUAGGAUUCAACUUUUAAGAUGACAGUCCUCUGCAGCUGUCAGCUUCCACGCGUCAGACUCCAGCACAUACGAUUGUAACUUGUAUUAAUUUCAAUUGGUCCUAUGGAGUGAUACACUGAUCUUGCAGUUAACAGCUCUUUGCCUUACAUACAGUGCAGCUGAUGGUGUGACAGAGUCUGGGCAAUUUGCACAAAAUUGGCUGGUGACUUGUGUCAUUUUUGAGCAGUUGUUAAUAAAGUGGUCAUGCCCAGUUUGUCAGGCACUCCUAUGGGGGGGCAGGACCAGGUUCAGCAGUGUUUGCUUGCAGCCGAGUUCAUUAAACCACAUCCCGGUUGCAUGUUGACUUUAUAUCCAUUUGUUUAGUAGUGGGGGAGCUUACUCGCUGUGGCAGUCUUUGUUCUGUCUCGUGUGCUUGCACCGUUUCCAAGCAACUGUGGAGCAGGUUGUUCCAUGAAAAGGCAGUCGACUCUGCUGUAAUUGGAAAACGUGAUAGGACCAGCAGCCAUCAAAGCUUUUAACCUGAGACCCAGCUUGAACAAGUUACUGAUUUUCCUGUUUGGAUUUAAAGCUAGAAAGUGGUGUUUUACCUGUGAAUUAUUAAGUUAAAGCUAACAAUAUUGGACACAUGGUCCUGUUUAGAAGGUUCAAGCAGUGGGGGAUAGUUUAGUUUAUUGACCUCAGGGCCAGUAACUCAAAAACAAAUCUUAUUUCCAGAAGGAAAAAAAAAAAAAAAUUAAGGCUGUUUUACUGGAAUUCCCCCAUCGACAGUUAUGUUUCUCAUUAGGAACCUGACAAACUUCAUGAAGGCAUGAAGCACGGCCACAGCAGGUUUCAUAAACUUCCUUCAACAGCCUCACAGCAGCUUUCGUUCAUUUUUCUUUCCUGUACAUUUAUUUCAACAGAAACCGCUUUGGUGACUAAUCGUCAUCUCCCUUAGAUCCCUGGGAGUUGAAAGAAUUAAAAACUAAACACUGAGCAAAGAUAUGUAAAGCUAAGGGUUUGUUAUUCAAGUACCAAGCUGGCCGCACACCCAGUAUAAAUACAAUACUGUAAACCACUUGCAUCACUGGAUAAUAAACAGUGUGCUCCACAGAUGUGUGUCUUUGCUCUCUCUGGAACCACAGUGUCUCUGUGAUGGGGACAGAAAACAGGAGCUUCCGUCCUGCCCUGCCUGUGCAGAAGAGGAGGAGCUGGGAGUGUCUUAGUUAGGACCAAGCAAACCCUCUAUUACCGGUUGCUAUUCACAGAGACUAAAAAGAUUUACUGUGUAGUCAAGGGCAAGGUGGUGCGAAUGGGGUACCAAUCCAAACUGUUAGCAGACUGUACCAUUACCACCAAUAGCAACACGGUGGGGUCUAUAUUGACAGUCUCAACAGUGGUAACUCCUAAUAGCACCACCCUGACAUUUAGGAACCUCAUUGCACUGUUUUUUUUAUGUAUUUAGUGAUGUUAGUAAGUGGGUCAGUAAUUCGACAUUUGCAUAAACAAUCAUUGCAGGAAUCACUAGGCAAUUAGUAUCGUCUCUUCUGUUUCCCUUUAAAAACUGCGGAUAAUGAUUGGGUGCUGGUUAUUGAUAGGGUUGGGGUUAUAAUUAGCAGUUGAAAAGUCACUACGUGUUCUUUUAGAGAAACAUUGGUGGCAGGGUUAAAUUAUGAUCAAAACAAUUCAAGAGUGUAGUAGGAUCUUAUUUUAGAGUUUUAGUAACUUUUUCCCAAUAGCUGUUUAUCAGCACAAUACACAUUUGGCAAUUGUUUCUCUCGCUAAAUGAAUUGCUAACGCCUUUACAAAGUUGGGUGCUAAAUAAGAGGUCACUUGGGUUAGUACACAGGUUAGAUCAACAGCAGUGGCUGUGGAGCUGGAGAUCACUCGCGAGAGAGGCCUUGCAUCUGAUUUCUGGGGGUGGCUCCAGCUCCCACUUUCUUUCUCCCACCUGUUUCCACUAUCACCGCUGCCUCUUCCUUACACAGCCUGCUAAACGAUACUCCUUUCUGGGCUCCCAGACUGCCACUUCGGAUAAGUAAUGGCUUUCCUUCUGUAACAGAAUCUGCCGUGGGUGAAAAAGGGUAUACGAGAUGCCAAAAGACGUUUGAGAAGGACUAGUCUGAGAUCACUUACCUUUUUCCGCUUGGCUAAAUAAACACAAUUACUUUCCUUUCACAGCAUCUCUACGCCCAGUAAAUUACAGCCUGAGAAAGCGUACUUCCCAAUGGAGGAAAAAACAAAAGGCUGGUAUAUUAUCUACCCAUAAUCGUUACAGGCACCGUAUCGGGACAAUGCAAUGGGGCUGAACACAGCCUGCACUGUGAGACCUGUCUCUCUGUAGUCCACAAGGGAAACCCUAUGCACCAAUGAUAUGUGCACAGAGGUGCUGGUGUACUGAGUUCGGUGGUAUUGCUGGAUGUAGCUUUACGUACAGUGGGUUGUAUUCAGAAAGCAUUAGUGCACCAGUAAAUGCUAUGUACUUCAUGACACACUAAUGCCUUAUGAAUACAGUAUUUGUUCCAUGCCCCCCAAUCAGUUCAAUUUUACACUUCAUAACAACGUAUUUCGUCGGUUUUCCAUCCACUGCAAAUUCUAGCGGGUCAAAGGAAAAUCCCCGUGACGUUUCGUGAUGUCAUAGUCUAUUUGCAUGUGUCGCAACGUUUUCUGCAAAAUCGCAUAAAAUAUAUUCGCUAUAGCUAUCAACGGUACCGGUAGACACUUGUGGCGCCUCUGUAAAGAAUCACCACUGUAUUCCUUUGGCUCCGCCCAGGAGCUUCGGCAGGGGCUCGCUGUUAAAGUUUAACCUGGUACUGUAAGAAGUUAGUGAAGGAGCAACACGAGGAGAAUCUUGGCACGGCAUUCCUACCGCUCUGCAGGAAAGCACAAGAGAGUUCUGAAGCUCUAAGGAUUUCACCACUACCAGAAAACAGGAGGGAUGGUUAGAGAACAAAACCAUUGGGGUCAAAAUAAUCUGGUUUCAGAUAGUGCAGACUGAAGCACCUGGAAACGCACUUUAACCAGGCCAAAGGGUGACUGUAGACCACUCAGCAUACCUUCCAGGCCCUCAGUAGAGCACGAGGCAGAAUGAAAAUUAAAAACCUGGUAAAACAUGGAAAUAAAGUAUCCCUUUUUUAAAAAUACCUCAAGAACCCCCCCGCUGCCUUUCCGCUCUCCAGUUUGAGACUGUGAGAGCCUCCUGUGAAAUGGCAGCACGAUCCUGGCUGCGGGUUCUGCUGCGAGGCCGUAAGACUCAGCUCCUCCUGGUCAACAUGCUGACCUGCGGCCUGGAGAUCUGCAUGGCCACCGGGACCACCUGCGUGCCCCCCCUGCUUCUGGAGGCUGGGAUAGAGGAGCAGUUCAUGACCAUGGUCCUGGGUGUGGGGCCGGUCCUUGGCUUGGUGUUCGUCCCGAUGAUCAGCUCGGCCAGUGAUUGUUGGACCGGGCGCUAUGGCCGGAGACGCCCCUUCAUCUGGUUGCUGUGCCUGGGUGUCCUGCUGAGCCUGAUCCUCAUCCCCCACGCCUCGCUGCUGGCGGGCUGGCUGUCCGUGCAGAGCAAAGGGCUGGAGGUGGCUCUGCUGAUCACUGGGAUCAGCUUGCUGGAGUUCUGCGGGCUGGUGUGCUUCACCCUUCUGGAGGCCCUGGUGUCAGACCUGUUCCAGGACGAGGAGGGGUGCCGGCAAGCCUUCGCCAUGCACUCCCUGAUGAUCAGCCUGGGUGGCUGCGUCGGCUACCUCCUCCCAGCCGUCGACUGGAAAAGCAUCCCCCUGGUGCCUUACCUGGGCGGGCAGGAGACCUUCAUCUUCAUCCUGCUCACCCUCAUCCUCCUGUUCUGUCUGCUGGGCACAGCCUUUGUCUCCGAGGAAGUCUUGAAGAGCGGAGGGGGAGGAGGGGAGUUUUCAGUGGUGGAGUCCCGUUUUAAGUGCCAUUACCCCUUCCCCUUGUCUUUCCGCCCGCGCCACCUGCUAUCUGCCCUCCGCAGCUGCUGUGCCCUCCUACCCAGGCUGCGGCAGCUGUGCCACCGCGUGCCCCGGGUGAUCCGGCAGCUGUUUGUGGCAGAGCUGUGCAGCUGGAUGGCUCUUAUGACCUUUAUUCUGUUCUACACAGACUUCAUCGGAGAGGGUCUGUACAAGGGGGUGCCCAACGCCAAGCCGGGCAGCGCCGAGAGGCUGAGAUACGAUGAAGGGGUGCGGAUGGGCAGCCUGGGCCUCUUCCUGCAGUGUGCCACCUCGGCGAUGUUCUCUCUCUUCAUGGGCCGGCUGGUGAAGAAGCUGGGCCCGCGGGCCGUCUAUUUGAGCAGCGUGGCCUUCCUCGCCCUCGCCACCCUGGUCAUGUCCCUGUCACGCAGCCUGGUCCUCAUCACAGCCAUGGCGGGCAUGACCGGCUACACCUUCUGUACCCUGCAGAUCCUGCCUUACACACUUGCCUCGCUCUACCACAGCGAGCACCAGGUGUUUUUUUCCCAGCACAACACAAGAGGAGCCACUGCUAAAGAAGAAGGGGGGAUGCCUCCCUACAUCAACGGGCAUCCGGGGGGCAUGCCGGGACUUGGGCUGCCGCUCCCUGCCUCCCCGCCAGCCCUCUAUGUGUCUGUACCCGGCGAUGGCACGGCGCCCCUUGCUGGUCGGGGGAUCUGCCUGGACCUGGCCAUCCUGGACAGCGCGUUCAUGCUCUCCCAGGUGGUGCCCUCCCUCUUCAUGGGUACCAUCGUUCACUUCAGUCAGUGCGUGGCCGCCUACAUGGGCUGUGCCUCUGCCAUAGGGCUGGUGGCCAUCUACGUCUCCACGAAAGUGGUCUUUGAGAAAAGUGACCUGUGCCGGUAACGGCACUUCGAGUAGGCCUGACCCAGCCCCUCUGAUAAUAAUGCCCUGAUGAAAUUGAUUUGCACACAAGUUCAAACACCCUGAAGGUGACCCCUGUGCUGUGCCUUGGGAUUUUUACUGUGCACAGAAUCAGCCUUGGUUUGACACCAAGUGCCAUGCUGGGACGCUGCAUUUCAAAGAGAAUCGAGUCUCCUACUGAGCCACCAACACCUCUCCGUACACUCGCACUACAGCAUCAGGCUUUCGUUGACCUGAUGACAGGACAAGGUCAAGUCAGACCCCAAGUUGUGAAGACAUUUAUACAUGUCAAAGACUUUUUAUAAAGAUGUUAAUGUGCCUUUAAAACAAUGUAUCUACCUGAUACCAUGGCUGCCUAUUACCACAGGUGUUGGCAGGUGGAUGUUUGUUAACAAUAUAUAAAAUAAAUGGAUGUAUGUUUCUAAAGUGGGUGAGGGGAGGUAACAGUGAAAGACAGUGACUGCCCUGAAUGCAAGAUCCAAUGGUCAUAUACAUUGAAGUAAAAACAUGCCAGUAAAUAUCUUCAAUGUGCUCCGUCUGUAAGACCACACGCAAGAUUUGCAACAACUCGAGGAAUGCCUUUAAUGAUGAAUGCUAAUAAAUGAAGGCUAGUUAGUAUUACUUAAUGCACUGGAAUAGACAGCUGAAAGUGUGCAAGAUGCCAACACUUAGCGAUAGACAUCUCUUUGUUUGUCCAUACAAAGUGCAUCCUGCAACGAUCUCCUGAGUGGUUUAUGGUGUCUAAUACCCUAUCCACACUCCCCAGAUAACACACCUGAUUGCUGCUCUCACCAUUUACAAGCACAUUUAUAAAACGCAAUGAUUGCACUGAUUAUGGAGGUAGCUUGAAGUGGUCGACCAUGCAAUUAAAACAUACAUGGUGUGAUAUUUCUAUCAAUUCCAAUUGGUAUGCCGGUGCACUUAUAGAUGAGUCUGCAGAAGGCAUGCUGGCACUGCACCACAGCUAUCGCAAGGAUUAUAUAAUUGUUGAUAGAUAUAAAAUAUGUAUUUAUUUAUUUGAAUUGGAAUAAGGGCAUUCCUUUAUUGUUAUAGUUAUUAUAUAUGAAAAUAAAUCUUUGCAAUGGGUUUUAAGUAGAUCUCUAUUUUUCAUGAUGUAAAUUAGAUAGAAAAGAAAAUAGCAGUAUUUAUUCAAACUGCGAGUGCUUUUGUACAGUUUUAUUGGGGGUCUUUGCAAAGCAGUUUUGUAACAAUUGCCAGUUCGAUUUUCCUUUCAGUAAACAGGGACCACUAUGUAUAUACUUUUCAAGCAGAUUGCAUGCGUUUUGCUGGAUUCCAGAGAAAGGUUAUUGUAACACAGGCAUUCCAAUGCGGUCCGCAAUCCCAAUUGAAAGCUAUCUUUGAAUGUGAUUUAUCUUAGUGUGUAAACAUACAACACCAGAAAAGAGACUUUGAGUUAUAACUGGUUCAGGAACUACAAGAAGAACCAGUCUGUGUCAAAUGAAUACCUUUGAAACGCAUUUCCGUGGAGGCGUGCAAACUGGAGGGAACUCAAAACCAACUCAAGUUUUGUUAACUGUUGUUUUCACUGCUUAUUGUGCUGUGAUACCUGUAACCUGGUUUACACAAUGUCUGGAUCCAGCGAAUAUGAGCACUACAGGAGACUGUGCUGAGUAUUGCUGGUCCAGGAGAUAACGUUUACAGUACUGUAUAUCACUCCCGGGUGAGGUGGUAAAGAAUACUGCAAAAGAGUUUACAGAUGUCACUGUUUUUUUUGUUUUUUUUACUGUUUUUGUUUAUUCUGUUGUGUUAAAUGUCAAGAGGAAUCUAUUCUGAAAUCUUAUAAAAGAGAAUGGAAUUCUGACACGGUGUUGAGAAUCUUAUUAAUCCUAUUAAAGGUUUUCCCUUCUGAAAAGUGAAUUUGCUUACGAUUGUAAGUCGCCCUGGAUAAGGGCGUCUGCUAAGAAAUAAAUAAUAAUAAUAAUAAUAAUAAUAAUAAAAAUAAUACUAAUAAUACUAAACUUGCUGUUCAAGGCUGUUCCACCAGAGGGCGCCCAUUAUGCAGAGUCUGCCCUUGACAUUGGUUCAAUCCUGGCUCUGCUUCAGCACACACUCAAGGGCUCUGUAUGGAAACUGGUCAGUUGUCAUGUCAAUAUAGGGUGAUCAGACGAUCAAACUGGGAUUGGCCCCGUCAGAAACAGUAAAUUUGUUGAAUAGUCCCGGUUUUGCUAUUUUGUAUUCACAUUUUGUAAAGUACAACACUGUAGCAGUGUGCUCAGCAAGUUGACAGCACAGUAAUUUAUCAUACAAAAAUAAAAUAAUGAAACGCAUGGAUUACGUGUUUAAUAAUUCUGAUUAUGUGUUUAAUAUAAUUAAUAUUCUGUUUAACUUCCUGGACCAUGGCUAUUUAAAAAUAAAAAUAUAUAUAAUUAGAAA